Magnolia sinica is the source of this 1506-nucleotide messenger RNA. Its product is annotated as ras-related protein RABH1e-like. Gene Ontology annotation, molecular function: GTP binding; GTPase activity. The record is from RefSeq and is a predicted model, not a curated record. The coding region runs from base 404 to 1027 and encodes 207 amino acids. NCBI's taxonomy places the organism in Eukaryota, Viridiplantae, Streptophyta, Magnoliopsida, Magnoliales, Magnoliaceae. The transcript is spliced from 6 exons.
CGCUAUAUGGCCAAUAUAGAAGGAAUCAAAAUGAUACAGUCACAGAUAUCACCGUGAGCUAGAAACUGCUGAUUCUUACCGUUGAUUAUAAGCCAUCUUUCACGGAUGAUAAGGUGUCCGUUGAGUAAAUACUUUUCACGCACGCCAUCUAAUGUGGGGAAUUGUAUAUGAACGGUAUGGAUCAUCAGAUGGUGGGGCAGAAGAUGCGAGCAGAUUGGUCGAAGCAAUUGCCUCCGGAUGAUUGUAUUUGAAGUUGUUGACUGCGCUUCCUCGUCGCAUUUCCCGGUUACUCGUCGCUCCCGCCUUCAUAUAAAGACUCUCUCUCUCUCUCUAGACUUCAAUUUCAUUUCAGAUCUGUUUUCUCGCACGCAGAAAGAGAGAGAGGAGGAGGAGGAGAAAAUCAAUGGCGAUGGUAUCUGCUCUCGCCAAAUACAAGCUGGUAUUCCUGGGCGAUCAAUCCGUUGGAAAAACCAGCAUCAUCACCCGAUUCAUGUACGAUAAGUUCGAUGCGACGUAUCAGGCUACUAUUGGCAUUGAUUUUCUGUCAAAGACGAUGUACCUUGAAGAUCGGACAGUUCGUUUGCAGCUUUGGGAUACUGCUGGACAGGAGAGAUUUAGGAGUCUUAUCCCGAGCUACAUUAGGGAUUCUUCUGUUGCAGUAAUCGUCUAUGAUGUAGCUAAUAGGCAAUCAUUUUUAAACACUUCCAAAUGGAUAGAGGAAGUACGCACGGAACGUGGCAGUGAUGUCAUUAUCGUCCUUGUUGGAAACAAAACUGAUCUUGUUGACAAAAGGCAAGUUUCGAUAGAGGAAGGAGAUGCAAGGGCGCGAGAAUUCGGUGUCAUGUUUAUAGAAACUAGUGCUAAAGCAGGCUUCAAUAUCAAGCCACUGUUUCGAAAGAUAGCCGCUGCCUUGCCUGGCAUGGAGACCCUCUCCUCGACAAAACAGGAAGACAUGGUUGAUGUGAAUUUGAAGCCCACCGUCAAUACCUCACAGACAGAGCAGCAAGCUGGAACGUGUUCAUGCUGAAGACGAAGCAUAAGAGAAAUAAUGGAAUUCCAUCCACGUGAUACCAAUCUUGAAAAAGUUCAUGCAGGAAAGGAAAAUUUUCCAGUAGCUCGACAUUCAGAAGAUCUGAUGAUCGUGGAGAUGUUUAGAUUUGAUUUUCCCUCAGGUCCAUGGCCCAUCUUAAGAUAGCAUAGUCUUACCCCGUAAUUCGGCUGUUGCGGUUUGCAGGUGAGGUUGGUCAUUCUUAAUUCAGUAGUAUGUAUUUUGGAGCCUUCUAACUCUGCUGUUAGCUGUUCAUUUCUUCCUCUGGCUGCUUUUUAUUUUUUUAUUUUUAGUGGUUUUUCUUUUUCUUUUUCUUGUUAAUAAUUAUUAGACUCUUGAUUUGAGCAUCUUAUGCUGGGAGGAAGAUAAUACAUUGAUCGAUGGCCCAAAAAAAAAUAUAGGCUGUCAUCCAAUUCGGUUAUCUAAAUAGUGAUUCUUAGGCCCCAGGCGGUCCAACA